ACCUCCCAUUCUGCAUGCAAUCGCAGAUAUAAACUUAAAAUUGGCAUUCCCUCGCCAUUCCCUCCUUCAUGCACGUGGAUGCUCUCACGCUCCACUAAGCGGCUCAGCUUCAUCUCCUUGUUACUCUCAGUCUCCUGGCAUUCGCCAGUCUACAAAAGGUUCGGUUACUGCUGCUGCCGGGUUGUAUUCGUUGCAGUCGUUUGAUCUAAGCUGAAGCGUGGUUGUAGGCACCAGCUUGUGUCCGACUUGCACUAAGGCUUAGUCGGUAGUUCAGAUUGGGGCGUAGUUCUCUCAGCAGCAGCUGGAGUGUAAUGGUCGAGAUAUCACUACAUGUGGGUUAGCUUGGUUUUGAGUAAUUCUCGCCACCUGGUCGCAUGCACGUUGGUGAACAGUAUUUGCAAGGUGAUGCAGAUAGAAAGACACUUGUUGAAUAUACUUGUAGCACGGUGAUCGAUCGGUAGUGUAACUGUGGGCGGUAACGUGAGUGCACUGGAGUUCGUUUUGACGAAGGUUUAAGGUUGAAGUGGUUGAAGUUCUGUUGUGAGGGAGGUUGCGAUGGGUGCUCGAGCAAUGGAGGGUCAUAAGUCUGGGACGAAGAAGGCGAAGAAGCCAACGGAAGGGAAGUACAGGGGGGUGAGGCGUCGUCCAUGGGGGCGGUAUGCUGCCGAAAUCAGAGACCCUCACACUAGAGAGAGGAGGUGGUUGGGUACUUUCGACACUGCAGAGCAAGCUGCAGUUGCUUACGAUUUGGCUGCGAGAUCCAUGAGAGGAUUGAAAGCCAGGACCAACUUUGUGUACCCCACUCACCAGACGUGCUUGCUCUCCGCGGCACUGGCAGCCUCUAGAGCCUCAGAGCAGUCAGAGGGAGAUAAGUUCUUCGGAGGCCUUUGUGGAGCAAAGCAAAGCUGGAAUUUGGAUUGGAACACGGGUCUGAAGUUCGGUGGCGGCCUGAAAGUGCCCACGGAUACGAUAGGGAGGUUCAUGCUUGGGUCACCAGUGGAUACAAUGAUGGACCCUUCUAGCGAGCCCUACAAGCACAUGUAUGAGUCAGUAGAGAGAUUGGCAAGCGCCAUUAGUGAUCCGCGACCACGUCACUCUGCUUCUGAGAAUGGCGAUUUGCUGAAAAGCUCCAGUUGUGAAAAUCUGGCGAACGAAAGAAGGGACCCUUUGAAAAAGAAGCAGUGUGUAGUUCGUGAAGUGCCUCUGUCUAGGCUUUGUCAGAGCUCAGAAAGAAACUCUGGUGGGAGCUCCUCGUUGCAGACUGGACGUGAUUGUGUCACUGUGGCAGUAGCUUCUCCUGAUCAGCAUGCCACUUGCGUCGGUGACUACGCUGCAUCAUGCAACAGAGCGACGGUAUCCUAUGAAUCAACCUUCAGCGAGAGCGGUGGUCCAGUGCGAAGUCCUGGUGGUGGGCACGUCACUUCCGGGGUCUCUUGCGCUUCAAAGUUUCAUGAAGAUGAGGCGGGCACUCUUGCACAAGUGGUUUCAAAGUAUGUGUGCAUUGACAAUGGACUACGCUCCGCGGCUCCCUGUCUUCUUGACAAUAAUCUCGUCGACUCCAACCAGUGCUUCUUAUCAACCCAAGUCCCUUACUCAGAGGACUCGGCAACCUCAUCAGUGUCUCCCUUGGGUGACACUGCAACUUCAUUAGACUCCGCAACUGCUCGUAGCCCCGCACAGCCCCUUCCUACAUCAGUGGAUUCUCAGAUGAUUUUUUGCGGUUCAAGUAACAGUUCCACGUUCAGUCAGAAACCAGACAGUUUACAGAGCAUUUUACCUCCUAGUGCUAGCUCCACGGUGAAUAAUAUGCAUCAGCUGUCGGAAGAUUGGCCUUGCAGCAGUUCAUCUCAAGCUGACAUAAUUCGUCAUCCAAUCCUCGAACAGAAUUCCUGGAACACUGAUCCUUCGGCCGAAAGCUGGAGCAGCUUGUGCGACCUUCCGGAUGCUUGGCAAUACUACACAGAUCCUGGACUUGUUGCCAAUGAAAUGGAGGACGAGUUAAUCUACGUGAAACGUGAUCUUGCCAUGAAAAAUUGCGAGGCAGUGACGACGGGCUGGCAGAGCUUUCUAGACGAUGGGUGUGAUGCGUGCUUUGGAGGGGAUUCCUCUAUCUCAUAUUUGUCUGAUAAUAGUAGUGACGAAUACUUGCGUUAUCCUUACAGAGGAGCACACGAUUCUUUGUUUCAUUCGCUUCACGAUGGGCAUCAGCUCUUCCCCGUCCUUAUCGAGGAGCCAAUGCGUUACAUGGUGUGAUCAUUUUCACUCUGGAGGCCAUUGGUGUCAAUUGCACUACUGAUCCCAGUUUCUGAGACUUCAGCUGGGCUUCCGGCAUCUUACCAUAUUACCGCUAACGUUAGGCUCUUGACCCUGUGUAGCUUCGUAGAUGAAGCUGUUCACGGAUGACUUAGUGUGCACAUAGUAGGCAGUGACAAGAGGAGCUGCUUAUGAUCUUGCCAGUGUACAUGCAUUGUGUAUAGAGAAUCGAAGAGAAACAUUUUUCAUAAACUGAUAGAAUAUGAGAUAAUUCGCUCAUACCAUUUUUCCUUUUCUUGAACUCUAAAUACAAUUUUCUGAAGGUGAAACUGUUUCCCGCUCUUACAUAAAAGUUACCAUUGGAAAUUA
This is a messenger RNA of Physcomitrium patens, 2622 nucleotides long. RefSeq lists its product as uncharacterized. Gene Ontology annotation, biological process: regulation of DNA-templated transcription. The record is from RefSeq and is a predicted model, not a curated record. NCBI's taxonomy places the organism in Eukaryota, Viridiplantae, Streptophyta, Bryopsida, Funariales, Funariaceae. Gene Ontology annotation, molecular function: DNA binding; DNA-binding transcription factor activity.